Molecule: messenger RNA, 2969 nt
Organism: Acanthopagrus latus (yellowfin seabream)
Lineage: Eukaryota; Metazoa; Chordata; Actinopteri; Spariformes; Sparidae
Gene: syvn1
Product: synovial apoptosis inhibitor 1, synoviolin
Exons: 16
Coding region: 222-2150 (642 amino acids)
Cellular component (GO): cytoplasm
Source: RefSeq, a predicted model, not a curated record
GCCGGAUGUGAGGUGGCUCCCAAGGAGCAAGCCAAAGAUAAACACGUAGCCAGACGAACAGGGGCGACUCUACUAAUAUCAUAGAGAGGCUACUGUGAAACCAUCGAAAUGGAGUAGCUGAUAAGAAUAUAGAGGAUUUAGCAGGCAAGGAGACACCCGUCUAAUUAACCAAGGAGCAAGUCUUCCGCAGGAAUCGAGUCGUAUCUGUAGCUGAAGCCAAAAUGGUACGAGCAGCCUUGGUGACUGCCACCAGUCUAGCACUGACUGGGGCUGUGGUGGCACAUGCUUAUCUCCUCAAACAUCAGUUCUACCCGACUGUGGUCUACCUCACCAAGAGCAGCCCCAGCAUGGCGGUGUUGUACAUUCAGGCCUUUGUGUUGGUGUUCUUGCUGGGAAAGUUCAUGAGGAAGGUCUUUUUUGGACAGCUAAGGGCUGCAGAAAUGGAGCAUCUCAUUGAGCGCUCCUGGUAUGCAGUGACCGAGACGUGCCUGGCAUUCACUGUGUUCAGGGAUGACUUCUCCCCCCGCUUCGUAGCCCUCUUCACCCUCCUGCUUUUCCUUAAGUGCUUCCACUGGCUGGCUGAGGACCGGGUGGACUUUAUGGAGCGGAGUCCAAACAUAUCAUGGCUUUUUCACAUGAGAGUAUUAUCUCUCAUGGGACUUCUGGGUGUCCUGGACUUCCUGUUUGUCAACCAUGCCUGUCACAGCAUCAUUACCCGAGGAGCCUCAGUCCAGCUUGUUUUUGGAUUUGAGUAUGCCAUCCUGCUGACCAUGGUACUGACCACCUUCAUUAAAUACCUUCUGCAUACCAUUGACCUGCAGAGUGAGAAUCCCUGGGACAACAAGGCUGUCUAUAUGCUCUACACCGAGCUCUUCACAGGUUUCAUCAAAGUGCUCCUGUACAUCGCCUUCAUGACCAUCAUGAUAAAGGUCCACACCUUCCCCCUGUUCGCCAUUCGCCCCAUGUAUCUGGCUAUGAGGCAAUUCAAGAAAGCUGUAACAGACGCUAUCAUGUCUCGGAGAGCCAUCCGCAACAUGAAUACACUAUAUCCUGAUGCCACUCCUGAAGACCUGCAGUCCUCUGACAACGUCUGCAUCAUCUGUCGAGAGGAAAUGGUCACCGGAGCCAAGAAACUGCCUUGUAAUCACAUUUUCCACUCAAGCUGCCUGCGCUCCUGGUUCCAGAGGCAGCAGACCUGUCCUACCUGUCGCAUGGACGUUCUCCGGGCAUCAAACAACAAUCAGACUCCAGCCCCAGCCCAGGCCCCGCCCCCUGCUCCAGCAGCCCCUGCCAACGCACCUGCAGCCCCACCUGCCAACGUGGCUCCAGGCAUGUUACCUGGAUUUCCUCCAGGCAUCUUCCCCUUCUGGGGUCCCUUCCCUGCAGUGCCCCCUCCUCCUGCUGCUGCAGCAGCUGCAGCUCCUGGUGCCACUGAUGUUCCACAGGGCAGCACAGAGGCUACACAAGCAGCUGGUUCCAGCCAGCCCACAUCAUCAUCUGCAGACACUGCUGCUGCUGCUGCUGCUGCCGCGGCUGCUGCUGCUCCAGGAUCAGCUCUCCCAGGCUUCCCCUUCUCCUUCCCCCCUCCUCCCUUCCCCACUGCUCCUUGGCUGCCCAUGCCACCACCUCCUCCCUUCAUGUCAUCAAUGCCUCCCCCUCCUCCGUCUCUGUCCCGGCUAUCGGAGGAGGAGCUGAGGGAGCUGGAGGCAGAGGGCCGACGAGGCCUUGAGGCCCGGCUCCAGUGUCUGCAGAACAUUCACACCCUGCUGGACGCUGCCAUGCUCAACAUCCACCACUACCUCAGCACUGUGGCCACACUCAGUCCUCCUCGGCCUGAGGGCAGAACUGCAGAUGCCAGCGGGACGAACAACUCCGCCUCAUCUCCUGCAGCUGGCAGUAGCACGGGCAGUCCCAGCCAGGAGAAUGACUCUCCAAGCUCUGAGCAGGUGGACGGAGCCACAGUCUCCUCUCAGCCAGCUGACUCCACUUCAGCUGCCUCGGACACGGAGAGACAAGAAAUGAUGGAUGAAGGAGCGGUGGUGGGAGAGGAGGAUGGAGAGCCCAAUGCUGCUGAGCUGAGACGCCGGCGCCUUCGUAAGCUAGAGACGGCAACAACGUCAUCAUCAUCUUCACCCCCUCCAGACAACUGACCCACGCGCUCUGAUUCAGAUAUGUUGCUCUGGACCAACUGGAACUCUGAGCUGAUCGAUCGUUGCUUUGGUUCCUCAUUGCCUCUCUUCCUCGUGGCUCUUGCCUUUCCACAGGCUCAGGUUUCUAACUGUGUCGAGUUGGACUCAGGCUACCAGGAGACGCAACAAUCUUUACUGCUUAUCUGGAUACUUUCUGUGUCAGAAAGCAAUAGCACGACUCCUAUUUUUGUUUGUUUUCACCACCCUUUCCCUCCCCCAGAAUGACUACUGCAAUAAGGGCACUGCAGGUGUUAGUAAGUUUAAUCAGAUGGAAGAGGAAUGCUGAUUUUGGUCAGUGUGAGAGAGACUGUGUUUGGAUUUGUGUCUGGUAGUUUUACUGUCAGUGAGGUCUUUGCCUGCACUUUGAUUUUUGUUUAAUUCAGCUUUCUUCAGUAUACACGUGGUCUCAUGCACCACGUCAACAUGUUACACAGCACCUGGAUCAGUGUCAGGUCCGGUGAGUUCAAAUCUAGGGAAAAUGAUCAACUCCUCCGGCUUUGGCUUUCUUUAACAUUGAUCACUCUUCUGUUGCCACUGCGGACAUUGUAACUUACUGAUUUAUUUGAAUGUGUACAUACUGUAUAAAGAGUUUUAAUAGGAUGAUCUGUACAUAAUGCAGAAUAAACUGUUCAGCUGAAACGGCAGCAGCACAACUCCUCUGUUGGUCUGUAUGUUCCCAAACUGAAGCCAUAGAGAUGGGUCCAGUGGUCGAGACCCCCCAAAGGAUCCCGUCAUGAAUUUGAGUGGUUACAAGAUGAUUAAAGGAAAACCUGAAUCUCU